AUGGAGAACCAAGUGCUGGUGAUUCGCAUCAAGAUUCCCAACAGUGGAGCGGUGGACUGGACGGUGCACUCGGGGCCGCAGCUCCUCUUCAGGGAUGUGCUGGAUGUGAUAGGCCAGGUUCUGCCUGAAGCAACAACCACAGCAUUUGAAUAUGAAGAUGAAGAUGGUGAUCGAAUUACAGUGAGAAGUGAUGAAGAAAUGAAAGCAAUGCUGUCAUAUUAUUAUUCUACAAUAAUGGAACAACAAGUAAAUGGACAGUUAAUAGAGCCUCUGCAGAUAUUUCCAAGAGCCUGCAAGCCUCCUGGGGAACGGAACAUACAUGGCCUGAAGGUGAAUACCCGGGCUGGACCCUCUCAACAUAGCAGCCCAGCAGUCUCAGAUUCACUUCCAAGCAAUAGCUUAAAGAAGUCUUCUGCCGAACUGAAAAAAAUAUUAGCCAAUGGCCAGAUGAAUGAACAAGACAUACGGUAUCGAGACACUCUUGGUCAUGGCAACGGUGGCACAGUCUACAAAGCAUAUCAUGUCCCAAGUGGGAAAAUACUAGCUGUAAAGGUCAUACUACUAGAUAUUACACUGGAACUGCAGAAGCAAAUUAUGUCUGAAUUGGAAAUUCUUUAUAAGUGUGAUUCAUCAUAUAUCAUAGGGUUUUAUGGUGCAUUUUUCGUGGAGAACAGGAUUUCAAUAUGUACUGAAUUUAUGGAUGGAGGAUCUUUGGACGUAUAUAGAAAAAUUCCAGAACAUGUCCUUGGAAGAAUUGCAGUGGCGGUUGUUAAAGGCCUUACUUAUUUGUGGAGUUUAAAGAUUUUACAUAGAGAUGUGAAGCCCUCCAAUAUGCUAGUAAACACGAGAGGACAAGUCAAGCUGUGUGAUUUUGGAGUUAGCACUCAGCUGGUGAAUUCUAUAGCCAAGACGUAUGUUGGAACAAAUGCUUAUAUGGCGCCUGAAAGAAUUUCAGGGGAGCAGUAUGGAAUUCAUUCUGAUGUCUGGAGCUUAGGAAUCUCUUUCAUGGAGCUUGCUCUUGGGAGGUUUCCAUAUCCUCAGAUUCAGAAAAACCAGGGAUCUUUAAUGCCUCUCCAGCUUCUGCAGUGCAUUGUUGAUGAGGAUUCGCCCGUCCUUCCGGUUGGAGAGUUCUCCGAGCCGUUUGUACAUUUCAUCACUCAGUGCAUGCGAAAACAGCCAAAAGAAAGGCCAGCCCCUGAGGAACUGAUGGGCCACCCGUUCAUCGUGCAGUUCAACGAUGGAAAUGCCACCGUGGUGUCCAUGUGGGUGUGCAGGGCGCUGGAGGAGAGGCGGAGCCAGCAGGGCCCCCCCUGA
Rangifer tarandus platyrhynchus (Svalbard reindeer) is the source of this 1314-nucleotide messenger RNA. The record is from the annotation of a GenBank genome assembly. NCBI's taxonomy places the organism in Eukaryota, Metazoa, Chordata, Mammalia, Artiodactyla, Cervidae.